This is a messenger RNA of Ustilaginoidea virens, 1194 nucleotides long. RefSeq lists its product as uncharacterized. Gene Ontology annotation, molecular function: hydrolase activity. The record is from RefSeq and is a predicted model, not a curated record. The transcript is spliced from 4 exons. Lineage: Eukaryota; Fungi; Ascomycota; Sordariomycetes; Hypocreales; Clavicipitaceae. The coding region runs from base 1 to 1194 and encodes 397 amino acids.
AUGAUACUUGGUCCUGUUUCCAUCCUCGACUGCUUGGUCGCUGGAGUGAUUCUUGCGCCGCAACUAGUCUUCACCUCGGGGGUUUUUGCCACGCUUCGUCUCCUCUACACAGCCCUUCCGUUACUUUUGGUUCAUCUGCCGUUCCAUGUCAUUUCCCGCUACGUCCAGGCCCGGGAUUCACAGCCUUUCUUUAUUCGGACUUCCAGUUUGUUUGAAGACGUGGUGAUUCGCAUCGUUCGAUAUGGGUUCAUCAACUUCCCGACUGAGACCCUCAAGGUCUUUCUGUCCAAGCAAUUCGCCUACCCGCUUCUGAAAUGGAGGAUGUUCAGGAGCGGGUGGUUCACGUUUCCAGCUCGUUUGGAGGAGGUUGUGGUGGAAGAGGGCGACACGUCUGUUGCCGGCCUUUGGAUUAAGCACGACCCGAAACGUGAACCAGACGUGGUUGUGUACUACAUACACGGGGGAGGCUUCGCUCUGGGGUCAUGUUACUUUUAUCUUGAAUUUCUCCUAGCCAUGUGCCACUUACUAGGCAAGACCAAGUUCAACAACCCGGCCAUCUUCGCGCUUGAAUACAGCUUGGUUCCAGAUCAAACACACCCUACCCAGGUGAACCAAGCGAUUCUCGGUUACAGACACGUCCUGGAAUUGGUCAAUGACGCAUCCAAGGUGUGCGUGGCAGGUGAUUCGGCCGGGGGGACCUUGACGCUCAGUUUCCUGCGCGAGCUGGGCAAAGGGAGCAAGGACGAACAACUCAACGGUGCAACGCUCUUGGCUGUCCCGCGGCUUGCUGUUCUGAUAUCUCCAUGGGUCACACUGGUUUCAAGUACUCAUUACCCGUCAAGAGUAGACUAUCUGGAACGGGGCAGGUUAUGGAGAUAUGGAGAGGCGUACGCAGGCUCCAUGGUACAGGAUGCCGCGGCAUCACCAGGCCUUUGCGAGGACGUGCAUCUUUGGGAAACCGUCAGUCCCGAACGGGGCUACUUUGUCGUGUAUGGCGAGGAAGAAACCCUGGCACCGGAUGUCGAGGCGUUUAUCCGUCGUCAACGAAGAAGCAACGUCGAAGUAGACGCAAUGGAGUUUAGAGGUGGCGUGCAUGCUUGGCCGGUAGCUUCUCUGCUACUCUCAGGGACGAGAGGUCGACGUUUGCAAGGACUCGAAGCUAUUGUAGGACAAAUUAGACAAAAGCUGGGCUAA